Messenger RNA from Belonocnema kinseyi, 1340 nucleotides. RefSeq names its product GPN-loop GTPase 1. The record is from RefSeq and is a predicted model, not a curated record. Bases 80 to 1255 code for a protein of 391 amino acids. The transcript is spliced from 5 exons. Gene Ontology annotation, molecular function: GTPase activity. NCBI's taxonomy places the organism in Eukaryota, Metazoa, Arthropoda, Insecta, Hymenoptera, Cynipidae.
UAACGUAUUUUCGAAUUUUGACCAUUCAAUACUAGAAACUGAAUCGUCAUAGUGGAAAAACUCUUGUUAAAUUUUAGAAAUGUCUCAAUCCGGCGAAAAACAUGCCUCCCUAAAUGUCAACGAGGAACAAAAACAGGAAAUACCAAUGGAAACUGAUUCCAAUCAGUCGAAAAACCCAUGCUGCGUUAUCAUUUUAGGAAUGGCUGGUUCAGGUAAAACCACAUUCGCAAAGAGAGUUGUUUCUGAGCUUUUUAAGAAAAAGAAACCCUAUGUGAUAAAUUUGGAUCCAGCAUGCAUGGAAGUUCCUUAUCCGGUUAACAUAGACAUUCGGGAUACAGUAAAUUACAAAGAAGUAAUGAAACAAUAUGGUUUGGGACCGAACGGUGGUAUAGUAACCGCUUUGAACCUCUUUUCAACGAAGUUUGAUCAAGUGAUACAACUAAUAAAAAAAGCAGGAGAAGCUCACGACUUCGUAAUUUUGGAUACUCCGGGACAAAUAGAAGUAUUUACUUGGUCAGCCAGUGGUUCAAUCAUAACAGAGUUAUUGGCAUCAUACUUUCCGACGAUCGUUGUUUACGUGAUGGAUACUGUCAGAAGCUACAAACCCGUGACUUUUAUGUCAAAUAUGCUUUACGCGUGCUCCAUACUCUACAAAACGAAAUUACCAUUCGUCCUAGUAAUGAAUAAGACUGAUGUCGUUUCUAAUUCUUACGCAGUUGAAUGGAUGACUGAUUUUGAAUCUUUUGAACAAGCUCUGGAAUCUCAAACUAGUUACAUUGGUAAUUUAACUCGCAGUAUGGCUCUUGCACUCGAUGAAUUUUAUCGUAACUUGCGAUCAUGCGGCGUUUCCGCUAUUACAGGGUCAGGAAUCGAUGAGUUUUUCAGCCUUGUUGAAGAGGCAGCACAUGAAUAUGAAACCGAUUAUAAACCACAGUGGGAAAAACUGCGAAUGAAGCAAGUAAAAAACAGAGAAGAGAAGGAGAGGCUACUUAAAAUUUCUACAAAAGGCGAUACAGGGAAGCCCAUGUCUCUUUCAACAUUGAAUACUGAGAGAGAAAAGUCCAAUAUUUAUUUGAAACACCCGGGAAAUGAAUCCAGUGAAGAUGAAGAAGGAGAAGAAGAUACAGCUGAAGCCAGCGAAGCGCAAAAGGAAGAAGAGGAUGAUCAGUCUUUCCAGAACUUUCUCAACGCACACAAGAAAGUAAAUCAUAACAAGAAACUUGAAAAGACACCUGGCACAAGUAAAGAAAAUUGAACAUUCGUAUGUUUUGUAUAUUACUUUCUUAUAUUCUUUUUGUUCAAAUAAUUGUUAAUAAAUAUAUCUAAUUUCCUAAUAUUAA